Molecule: messenger RNA, 7323 nt
Organism: Paramecium tetraurelia
Lineage: Eukaryota; Ciliophora; Oligohymenophorea; Peniculida; Parameciidae
Exons: 5
Source: RefSeq, a predicted model, not a curated record
AUGAAAUUGCUUCUUAUAUCUAAUUUAUUUCUGAUUGUUUAUUGCAUAGACAAAUGCCUAGAGUAUAGAACUUAUUCAGACUGUAUUCUGAGUACUGACAGUCAAUGUUUUUGGAAUUAGGAGUAUUGUGAAUUCAAUAAAAACUUAUAACUUGGAUGUUCAAGGUUUUUAAAUAAAAUGGCAUGUGUAAAAUAGUUAUCCAAUUCUUUAAACGAGAGAGCCAAAUGUAUCUUUAAGAAUGCUUGCUAGCCCGUUAUUGAAUUAUCAGUCUUAACUUGCAAUGAUGCAAUAACGAAACAUGCUUGCUUGGAAAUAACCAAUAUUGAUCAAUUAUGUUAUUGGGAUUCAUUAACAUAUUAAUGUAUGAAAGUGUCGAAAGAGAAUUAUUAGAAUGACUUUUAGGAUGUUCUGUAUAGCGCAUCUGUUUGUAGCAGAAUUGAAAACUACUUGGUAAUUCAUAGUUCUAUAAUUUGGGAUGCUAUGUCUUACACUCCUGACUUUGUAACUGAGUCAGAGGAUAUUUACAAUUAGGAUUUAGGAUUGGGGACACAAGAGAAUAAGCUUUCUUAUGAAACAGGCUAGUUAGUAAAUAAUUACGUUUAUAAUGUUUGUAAUGAACCGAACCAAGUAUCUUAUUUUUAGUGGUAUAUUCUAAAUGACCUACAAGGAAAACAACUUAAAAACUUAAAAAUAAGCGACCGGAAGCGAGAAGGAUGUAUUGCAAUAUAAAUAACGGAUGAUGAUGAUUAUAAUUUAUUAUUUUCAAAUAAGAAGGAAUCUGUGGGAGUGAAUAAAAUUUAUUGCCGAUAUCAAGGAGGAAUCUUUAUCAAUUAUAGAUGCUUCUAUUAUGAUGAUGUAACUAUUCUAACAAAUCCUUCGUUUUUACAAGAAAAUUAAAUAAAUUGUUAUUAAUUAAAUAUUAAGGAAUGCGCAGUGGUUAAUUAAAACUGCUAUCCAAUUAUUAAAGAUGGUUAAAAUGAACAAUUAAUUACAUGUGCUGCCUCUUUAAGUUAAUUGGUAAGUGCUUAAGGAUGUUUAUCAAAUGUUCAAGUGUAUUAAACAUAUAAAGAUUGUAUUUCAGAUGCAAAUCAAACAGUUGGAAUAUAUUUGGAUUUCGAUAUAUCCCCACCAGCCUGUAGCUCGAAAUGUUAUGUACUUGAAUAGAGUAAUUGUGAUCUCAAAUCUUGUAAUUGGACCAAUGAAGGACAAGGAUUUUAUGGAUGUAUUCCUAAGUAUGGUUGUGAUCAUCCAGGAUUGAAUUUAAAUUACUGUAAGACUAUGGCUUAGCUUUGUUAAUGGGAUUCUGUUAAAAAUCGAUGUUAUUAGAUCAAGUAUUACUAGCUUUUCAAUUUAAAAUGUUCGGAAGCCAAUUGUAAAUAUUUAUGUGGAAACAUUAAGACAUUUGGAUAAGAGUGUAUUUGGAUUGAUGAAGAUUUAAAAUGUCUGAAUAUCUUAAGUGUUCCAGAGCUGAAAAAUUUUGAAUCCUUUCCCACAAAAUAUGUUGUGAAUAGAGAACUCUGUAUGAAUUAAAAAGGAAAGCAUAUAUAUAAGAAUUAUAUUUGUACUAUUGAUUCCAGUCCCAUAAGUUGUGAAAGCGAAGACACAGGAAACUUUGGCAAAGAACUCUGUUUGUCAACAUAAAACUGUCAUUGGAAUGUUUAGAUAUAGGCGUGUGAGAAGGCAGUCUUAAAAUCCUUUUGCGAUGAGAUGACUAAUGUUUCUCCUGAUUGCUGUACUUAAUUUAAUGACUGCAUUUAUGAUGUAUCUAAAGCUAGUUGUGUAUCACUAAGUUCUCAAAUCUUUUGUACAACUCCUGGAAUUUCUAAGAGUGCUUGUUUAGCUUUAAACAGUUAAAAUUGUUAAUGGGUUGGAUUCUAAUGUGUUGAAUUAUUUAUAUUUAGAGAACCUUGUUCAUCUUAUAAGUCUGUGACAAAAUCAGUUUGCGUUCUAUAGGAAACCAAUUUAUGUAGAUACAAUAAUGGAAAUUGCGAGUUAGUUGAAACACAACCUGAUGAUUGCUCAAAUUCGCUUAACAAACUAGCUUGCCAGGCAAGUCAAGGUAGUUGUUAUUUUAACAUUAAUUGCUAAACAUUUUACUAACUAGGUCAAUUAUGCGAAGGUUUUUAUCUGAGUCAAUCUGCUUGUAUUGCUCUUGAAACACCUGGAGAAUAAUGUAUUUGGUAGAACAAUUAAUGUAAGUAUAUUACAGAAAAGUUUAAUUGCCUACAAACACUAAAAAUAAAUAAGUGGGGUUGUGUUGGCAUAGCUGCUGAAAUUACAGGCUAUUUGAGUCCAUAGUAUUAUUGUGAAUACAACGCAAUCUCUAAAACUUGUGAUUCUUUAACAACAUCCAUUUUAGGAUGUGAAUCAAAUGGAAAUUUUAAUAUUCAUAGAUGCAGUGCUUAUGCUACUGGUUAAUGUAUAUAUAAGGAUUUGAAAUGCAUUACAGUAGACUUAACUCAUAAAUAUUGGGAUAGCUAACUUGAUAUUAUAGAUUGUGCUCAAGCUAGUUUGCAAAUUUGUACACGUGUCAGAGGAAAAGUUUGCUAGAAGAUCAAUUAAUCUUGGAAUUCCUACUAGGAUGUGCGAUGCGGUGAAGUUAAAACAUCUAUUAUUCCGUGUGGACGUAUUGAUUUCGAUUACAUCCUUAGUUAUGAUGCUUAUCGGAUUUAAGAGGCUUAAGGUUAAUUUAAUCCUUAAGUUUGUGCAUAACUUCAAGGUUUUAAUCUUGUCCCAUGCCUUUAUGAUAAAGCUACAUAUAAAUGCACUUAAGUAACAACGACCAAUCGUUACGCCUGCAAUGCUUUGGGAAUAAAUAAAUGGAUAUGUAUGAGCUAAUCAUAUGGUUAAUGCGCAUUUGUUAAUUAUGUCUGCGUGGAUGCCACGUUAAGAAAUGAAGAGUGCUAAAAUUUAAAUAAAUGGGCUUGCCUAAAUUCAAGUCGUAAUUGCGUCUAAUAGUACACCAGAUAAGAUGAUCUUUGUAAAGACAGAAGCGUCGAUUUGACCAAACCAUGUGCUGCUUAAGAUUAUUAAGGUUGUUCAUUGAUAGAUAAUUGCUAUGCUAAUCAAUUUAGUUGCUAUAGCAUAUCGGCUUCUUAAGUUUCACCUACAAGUUGUAAUAGUCCAUAAAUUGGUAAAGCAGUAUGUUAUCAAUCUAACAUGUAUUGUUAAUUCUUUAACUCAAAGUGCUAAGUAAUUUCAAAAGAUUUGUGUGAAUACUAAUUAACAUCAGAAUAAUGUGCUAAUAAUUUAUAUUAUAACUGUGUGUUUAUCAAUAAUAAAUGCUACACACAAAAUAAAUUCAUUAAAUGUGAUGUUUACGAAUCAACAAAUUAUAAAUUUUGUAGAUAGUUCCCAAAUUGUAAGUACAAUUUUAAUUCACUGAACUGUGUUGAUUUAACAUUGCAUAAAGGUAUCUAGAAUAAUCUAAUUAAAUAUGGCACAAUAGAUUGUAGUACAUUUUUAAACUAGUUUGAUUGUUUAAGUUAAUGGAAGGUGAUAUGUACAUAUACUUAAGCACAAGGAUGCAAAAAUACAAGUGAUAAUCCUAGUUAAUGUCCACAUUUAAUGUAAUAUAGUAAGAUGAUGUGUUAGAAAUACGAAAAUUGCGAUUUCUAGUUUGGAUAUUUUUGUGUUGAUACAACAUAGACUUUAAGUUGUUCUUAAUUAUCAAAUUCAUUAUGUUUAUCUGAUAUUUCAGAUACUUUGGCUUGUUAUUGGGAUGGCACCAAUUGCCAAGAUGUAACAACUUAAGUUUGUUCAGAUGUUUAAUCUUAUUUAAUCAAUUAUUCUGGAUGUUCCAAAAUAUUUAAUUAGGAUAAUAAGAAGUGCAUGUAUUAAUUUUCAACUCAAAAGUGUAAAAUCUUAAAAGAAAUUAAUGAUUGUUCUGAUUUUACUACUAAUAUUGAAUGCGCAAUUAGAGCCACUACCUCCUGUUUAUUAGGAAAUCCUAAUGCUUAAACUACAAGUUGUAGUACUUCUAGUACUUUUAAUGUUAAUCUAAAUUUAUAUGGAUGCACAUAAUUAACAGGAAAUCCUUAUUAUUAUGAUAUCUAUAAUUAUAAAUGUGAUUAACUUACAGUUGCAAACUAUGUCAAUGUUUAAGGAUGCCAGUAUUUAAAUAAAAAAAGUUGCAUUGAAAUAACAAGUGAAAUUUUAACUAUCAAUUGUGGAUGGAUUGAUAAUCAAUGUUAACAAUUGAUUGAUCUCACUAAAUUGAAUAAUUGCACUCUUUUAAAUAAAUACGCUUGCAUUAAUAUAGAAAAUUCAAAUCUUGUCUGUUAAUGGGAUAUAGUAACACUAUCUUGUUAGCAAUCAAAUAAAACCCCUUGUUUUGUUCCUGCAUCAAUUCCAUCUAAUCCUACAAUUUUAUACUCAUUAAGCUUAUGUAGUAAGGGAGAUAAUACAAAUGCAUGUAUGGCAAAUUCAUCAAAUACAGGAUGUGUUACAUUCACUUAUACAAUUGAACUUUGUGAAAAUAUGGGAUUGAACAAAAAGGCUUGUGUUGAAUAGACUACUGGAUAUUGCAAAUGGUCUAAUAAUUAGUGUUCAAAUUCUUAAUUAGACAAUUUAAAUUGUAAUACAGAUGUCAAUAAAAAUACUUGUUUAGCUAUUAAUGAUAAUUUAUGUGAUUGGAAUGAUACAACUAAAAUAUGUUCUACUAAAACAUUAACCAAUUGUACUGAUGCAAUCAAUUACAAUUAGUGUAUGAAUGUACCAAAUAAGUUUUGUUAAUAUCUCAAUGAUAGGUGUAGUUAGCUUGACAAAGUUUCACAAGCUUGUAAAUUUGGAUAUAAUAAGUAUGCUUGUAAAAACGUUGAAGGUGUAACAUGUUAAUUUUAAGAUCUUAAGUGCACUGUCCUAUUCUAGAUUGAUUCUUGGCAAAGAUGCUCAAAAUACGUAGAUCAACUCCUUUGUGAAUCUAACCAUUGUGAAUGGCAAGAUUCAAAAUGUAUUUCACUAACAAUAUGUAAUAAUGUUACUCCAGAAAUAAAGGUUGAUUAUUUACCAUAUAAGUUGAAUCCCUGUGUUAAUUAUUUACCUCAAGCAUGCAUUUAAAUUUAUAAUAAAUACGGAUGCUUAAGUUCCAGCCUAUAUUGUUAAUGGGAUGAUAACUUAGGAUGCUCUUCAUAUACUACAUAUUUAUCAGAAAUUUAAUGCCUAGAAACAUUGAAAGUUAAUAGGAAUGUAUGUGAUAAAUACGCUCCUAAGUUUUGUGAAUUCAAAACGGAUAGUUGUUCACCUCGCAUCACUGAUUAUUAUUUUAUUAUAAAUCCCUCUUAAACAUUAGCAAGUACUGAAAUAAGCCAUCAAAUUGAGACUCAAACUUGCGAUUCCUAUGGUACAAAGUAAGAUUGCAUUUUAUCAACUGCAUAUGAAUGCUAUUGGAAUGGUUCCUGCAUAUAAAUAACUAAUGAAACUUCUUUGGAUGCUCAAAGUUUAAACAUAAAUGGUUGUAAUAAGUUUAAUUUACAAUGGAGAGACAGACAAUGCUUUAAAUUCACUUCUAUUUAAAAUUUUAAUGAAUUUUUGGACAAAGAAAUAACAUAAUGCGAAACUAAAUUGAUCUCAAAAUAAACAUGUUUAAAUAUAACAGCUUAACCUUGUUAAUUUGACAAUGCUACUUUAACUUGCAAGAGAGUGCCUUAUUUAAAUUAUUCAUGCUCCUCCUAUACAAAUGUAAACAGAAGAACUUGCUAAUUAUUGACAAAAUACGCCUGCGAUUUUAAUGAGGUUGUAAAUUCUUGUGUCACUGCCCAAACUAUUGUGACUGUUUAUGGGGGACUUUCUAAAUCAGCUUGUCUAUCGCUUUCAACUGCAGCAUAUUGGGAUGAUUAAUGCAUUCCUGUAACAAUUUUUGAAUGCGAUCAAAAAUAUUAGAGUUCUUCAGCUGCUUGUGUUUUAUCAUUAACACCCUGUAUUUAUGAUGACAAAAAAUAAUCUUGCAUUUCUUAAUAUAAUUUAAAUGCUGUCUUCUGUGAUACUCCAGGAGUGAGUCUUGAAACCUGUACGUAAAUAAUCAGGGAACCUUGCAUAUUCAAGUAAAAUAAAUGUUAGAGAAUACCUUCAUCUUACUCCUGCGACUAAGCACAAUUAGUUAAUGAAAUGGCAUGCGCUUCACUCAAUUAAGCAUGUUCUUAUGACUAAUUGAUAAGACAGUGUUAAGUAGUGUCAAAUAGCUAAAAAUGUUCUACAUUAGGACUUUCAAAAAAUGCAUGUUUGUAUAAUCCAUCCUGUAAAUUUAAUAAUGAUUUGUUGAAAUGCGAAUGCUCACUUGUCGUAUCCCCUUAAUUUUGCAGUGAUCUCUCAAAGGAAAAUUGCUAAUAAAAUACAAAAUGCUACUUUGAUUAAAAAUUGAAGACUUGUAGAAGAAGGUAUUGUGAAGAUCUUAUUAAAUCUGAAUGUUUUGGCUCCUUAAAUAAUUAUACAUGCUAUUAUACUGGAUAUUCUUGUUAAUCAGCAGGAAAAUGUGAAGAUAUCUUUAAUUUUAGUAAUUCUUAAUGUGAAAAUGUAAUUUUUAAUGGAUAACCUUGUGUAGGAACAAACAAUAGAUGUUUCACUUACAACAAUUAUCUGGAAUACUGUUAAAAUUCAGAUUGUCAAAAUAGCUUUUGUAGUUAUAAUGAAGAGAAUAUUUGUUAAGUUAAAAAGUGUUCAGAGUUAAGUAAUUGCCAUCAAUUAGGUAAUUAUUGCAAGACUUUAUCGAAUGGAACUUGCGUCGAAAACUAAAGUUGCUAGUAAUUAGAUUCUGAGAUUUGCGAUGGAUAAACUAUACGUACAAUGGACACAUGCUCCCUUUAAAAGUACAAUAUUUAUUUAAAUGAUGUUUUAUGUACAUCCUAAGUAUGUGCUUUAUAUGGAAUAUCAGAAUUAUGUGAUGGGAAUUAAUACGGGAAUUAUGCAUGUGCAUUGAUUGACCAAAAAUGCUAACCUUGCGAAUAAAUAAAAGAUGCUUGUCAAUGUAACGAGAAAGUUGAAAUAUGUGUGUGGGAUGACAAUACUUGUCGUUCUUUUUUAUGUAAUGAAUUGGGACAGAAAGAAUAAUGUAAUGCUAUCAAUAGAUGUCUUUGGAGUACUCUUAAUAAUUAAUGCUUGAUUCAUUGUAGCAAAAUUAUAGAUGCAGAUGAAUGCAAUUCCAGAACCAAUGAAUGCUAUUACGAUGAGGCAAUUAAUUUAUGCCAAACAGGAACUUUUAAUCCUCCAAGUCUUAGCAUUACCAUAGAAAUAUCAACAACGUAUUAAAUGGUCUUGUUGAUGAUUCCAACAUUCUUUAUUGCUGUAUUUUGAUUAAUAUGAAUUAUUAAGUUAAGUUAAUUAUUUUGC